This is a messenger RNA of Carassius gibelio (silver crucian carp), 1320 nucleotides long. RefSeq names its product neurexin-3b-like. The coding region runs from base 1 to 1320 and encodes 439 amino acids. The transcript is spliced from 9 exons. Lineage: Eukaryota; Metazoa; Chordata; Actinopteri; Cypriniformes; Cyprinidae. The record is from RefSeq and is a predicted model, not a curated record.
AUGGCAGUCAUCUCCUCUUUUAGCCAAAGGCACAUCCUUCUUUCUUCACCAAUAAAACUCGAGGCAGAGGCAUCUGUCCUAAGCUACGAUGGCAGCAUGUAUAUGAAGGUGGUGAUGCCGAUUGUAAUGCAUACAGAGGCAGAGGAUGUGUCUCUGCGGUUUAUGUCCCAGCGUGCCUUUGGCCUGUUGAUGGCUGCCACAUCACGUGAGUCCGCAGACACACUACGACUAGAGCUGGACAGCGGCCGUGUCAAACUGACCGUCAAUUUAGACUGUGGCAGGAUAAACUGUAACACCAGUAAAGGACCAGAGACAUUGUAUGCUGGCCAGAAAGUGAACGACAAUGACUGGCACGCAGUCAAAGUGAUGCGGCGUGGUAAAAACCUCAAACUCAUGGUGGAUGAUGAUGUAGCUGAAGGUCAGAUGAAUGGUGACCACACUCGUCUGGAGUUCAGUAACAUCGAGACCGGAAUCCUGACAGAACGGCGCUUUGCCUCCAUGGCUCCGUCCAACUUCAUUGGUCACCUGCAAGGCCUGAAAUUCAAUGGCCUCCUCUAUAUUGACAUGUGCAAGAACGGGGACAUCGAAUUCUGCGAGCUCAAUGCUCGUUUCGGCAUGCGCUCCAUUGUGGCCGAUCCAGUUACCUUCAAGACCAAAGGAAGCUAUCUGGGUCUUGCUACACUCCAGGCUUACAGCACCAUGCAUCUUUUCUUUCAGUUCAAAACUACCUCGGGUGAUGGAUUCAUUCUUUUCAACAGUGGAGAUGGGAAUGAUUUUAUUGCAGUGGAGCUUGUCAAAGGGUAUAUUCACUAUGUGUUUGACCUGGGAAACGGACCGAGUCUUCUGAAGGGAAACAGCGACAGUCCUCUUAACGACAACCAGUGGCACAAUGUGGUGAUCACUCGAGACGCCAGCAACACACACACGCUAAAGGUUGAUGCCAAGUCUGUCAGCCAGGUGGUCAACGGAGCGAAAAAUCUGGACCUGAAAGGUGAUCUGUUUGUAGCCGGAUUAGGACCGAACAUGUACCAGAAUCUGCCAAAGCUGGUGGUGUCUCGUGAGGGUUUCCAGGGCUGCUUAGCUUCCAUGGAUCUCAAUGGCCGCCUGCCUGAUCUCAUCAAUGAUGCUCUGUUCCGCAGUGGGCAGAUCGAACGUGGAUGUGAAGUUGGUUUCACCAAAGCCGACCUGCAAGGGCCCAGCACUACAUGCCAGGAGGAUUCGUGCGCCAACAUGGGUGUAUGCAUCCAGCAGUGGGAGAACUUCACCUGCGACUGCUCCAUGACUUCUUACUCUGGCACCCAGUGCAAUGACCGUGAGUGA